AUGUCUAAAGCAGGCAAGGGCAAUCAGCUCCAAGACUUGCAAGAUAAGAGUCAGAAAGCACAAGAAGAACUUGCUGCUAAGGAGAAGGAGCUCCAGGAUACUAAGGAUGCUUCAGUUCCAAUUCGUAGAGAACGUGCUUUCCAUAUUGUUGAAUCUCAACAGAUUAGAAACAAUAUGUUAAUUCUCAAAGAGAAGAAGCAGCAACUCCAACUCGAAAUCAAGAUUCUUCAGAGAGAAGCCGAAGAAAUUGAAGAAAAAACAAAAACAGAAAUUCAAGUUCAUAAGCAAAAAGUCAAGCAUCUUCUUCAUACUCACGCUAAUGAUCUCCAUAAGAUAGAGGAAGAUCAUGAUAGCGCAGAAAAAGCCCAGGCAAAUGAACAUCAAGAAGCAAUGAAGCGUGCAAACGCCGAAGCCCUUAGGUUAAUGGAUGAGUUCAUGAACAAUCAGUCCAACCAUUCUGGCCAAGUUGCUACCCAUAAGGAAGAUGCUAAAAACCUAAACGCACGUUUCAAAGAACAAUACGAAAAACAGUUCGAAGAAAUCGAAAGAAAGCAAAAUGAGAACAUGGAAGCCCUUUACGAAGAUUAUAAUCUUCAGAGAAUCAAUGAACUCCAUGAAAUUCAAGAGAGAAAAGAUCAUCAUAUUAACCGUUUAAUCAAAAGUCACAAGAAGGCAUUCCAAGAGAUGAGGAACUUCUACAACAAGAUUACACAAGACCAUCUUUCAUACAUUGCUCAAUAUAGUGCGGAAUACGAAGCCAUUCAAGCCAGAUUACGCGAUUACGAACAGAGAAAGAAGAAAUACGAUAAAGAAAUCAACGACCUAAACAAAGAACUUCAUGUCCAGCGCGAAGAAAACGGAAAUCUUCAUAAAAUCUUAUCAACAUAUGAUUCCGACAAAAUGGCCCUUCAAAACUCGAAGAACAUGAUAGAAAGCCUUACUGCAGAAAUAGAUUCUCUCAAGCACCAGCACAGCGUCAAACUUGCCAAGUUCAAGAAGAUGGAACAAGAAAAGGAACAACUACUCGAAAAAUUCGAAGCAUCAGUACACGAUGUCAAGCAGAAGACAGAGUUCAGAGCCCUCCUUCUCGAGAAGCGCGUAGAAACACUCGGAGAAGUUUUAAAGAAGAAAGAAGGUUCUUUAGAAGAAAUGAUCGAAACUUCGGAGAUUCCACAAGACCAGGUUCAAGCAAUUGCAGAGCAGGUCGCAGAUCUUUUGCGCGCAAAGAACGCUGUAAUCGAUAACCUCGAAUACGAACUUGCAAAGUCUACCAAAGAACACAAUGACUUGAUUCAAGUUUUCCGCGCGAAAAUGGCUGCGGCAGGUGUUCCUGAAGACGAACUUAACUUCGAGUUGAGACCUUCUAAUACUACUACGGCUCCUGCUCCUUCAUUGUUCCAUUAA
Messenger RNA from Trichomonas vaginalis G3, 1404 nucleotides. RefSeq names its product positive regulation of protein localization to cilium. Gene Ontology annotation, molecular function: microtubule binding; small GTPase binding. Gene Ontology annotation, biological process: cell motility. The coding region runs from base 1 to 1404 and encodes 467 amino acids. The record is from RefSeq and is a predicted model, not a curated record. NCBI's taxonomy places the organism in Eukaryota, Parabasalia, Trichomonadida, Trichomonadidae. Gene Ontology annotation, cellular component: microtubule; Golgi apparatus; motile cilium. The transcript has a single exon.